Molecule: messenger RNA, 1931 nt
Organism: Tripterygium wilfordii
Lineage: Eukaryota; Viridiplantae; Streptophyta; Magnoliopsida; Celastrales; Celastraceae
Product: glucan endo-1,3-beta-glucosidase 13-like
Exons: 3
Coding region: 268-1680 (470 amino acids)
Biological process (GO): carbohydrate metabolic process
Cellular component (GO): plasma membrane
Molecular function (GO): hydrolase activity, hydrolyzing O-glycosyl compounds
Source: RefSeq, a predicted model, not a curated record
UAGCCUUCAUUUUAGCUCCUCCUCCUCGUCCAAGUUGUACUCUUAGAUCGUGGUUCGUUCACCGGAUAUCUAUCUGACCGUUGAUCUUGUCAUGGUUUGACAAAUGGGUCCCACUCCACCAUCUCGAUCCUCUCUCUCCUCUUUUUAUAUGGACACUGCCUCACUCCCUCACCCUCACUCACUAGCCACUACUUCAGCCCAGAAGGUCCAGCACCAAAACCACUCCUCCAUCUCUCUCCUCCUAAGCUUCUCUGAUAAUCAGAGAACAUGGAGCGCGCAUUUGUCUCUUGCAUUGUCUUACUCCUCUCAGUUUUCUCCAUUGCAGAUGCGGGCUCGAUUGGGGUGAACUACGGCAGAAUCGCCAACAAUCUGCCAUCAGCAGUGAAAGUGGUGCAGCUGCUCAAGUCUCAGGGGUUGGAGCGGGUCAAGGUGUUCGACACUGACCCGGCUGUUCUCAAGGCCUUGUCCAGGUCCAAGAUCAAGGUCACCGUCGACUUGCCUAACGAGCUUCUCUACUCCGUAGCGAGAAAACAGUCCUUUGCCUACUCAUGGGUACAAAGAAACGUUGCAGGAUAUCAUCCAGACACUCAAAUCGAAGCCGUUGCAGUGGGCAAUGAAGUCUUCGUGGAUCCACACAACACCACAAAGUUUCUCUUACCCGCCAUGAGAAACAUUCAGAAAGCCCUGGUCAAAUAUAACCUUGAUUCCUCCAUUAAAGUCUCCUCUCCCAUAGCCCUCAGUGCCCUCCAGAACUCUUACCCAUCUUCAGCCGGAUCUUUCCGACCCGAACUAGUUGAAACGGUUUUCAAACCAAUGUUAGAUUUUCUCCGCCAAACCGGUUCCUAUCUCAUGGUCAAUGCAUACCCAUUCUUCGCUUAUGAGUCAAACUCAGAUGUCAUCUCCAUGGACUAUGCUUUGUUUAGAGAAAAUCCAGGUGUGGUCGAUGCAGGUAACGGGUUACGGUACUUCAACCUCUUCGAUGCCCAAAUCGACGCCGUUUUUGCGGCAAUGUCUGCUCUCAAAUACGACGACGUCAAGAUCGUUGUGACUGAAACCGGUUGGCCUUCCAAGGGUGAUGAAAACGAAAUCGGAGCUAGUGUAGAAAACGCCGCUGCUUACAACGGAAACCUUGUCCGUAGGAUUCUUACUGGUGGUGGGACCCCGUUGAGGCCAAAAGCAGAUCUGACCGUUUAUCUGUUCGCUCUUUUCAACGAAAACAAAAAGAUCGGCCCCACAUCGGAGAGAAAUUACGGGCUCUUUUACCCAGACGAGAAAAGAGUCUACGACAUUCCGUUCACUCUCGAGGGUUUGAGCCACUACAAGGACAAGACACCGCCGGUUUCCGCUGGUCAACAAGUAUCGACGCCGAUCAGCGAUCGAGGAGUGUCGAAGAGUUCAUCGGCUAACACGUGGUGCAUCGCGAAUGCUGAAGUGGGGAGGGAGAAGCUACAGAACGCUCUAGAUUACGCCUGCGGGGAAGGUAAGGCGGACUGCCAUCCGAUCCAGGCCGGAUCUUCUUGUUACGAGCCCAACUCGAUCGAGGCCCACGCAUCGUACGCAUUCAACAGUUUUUACCAGAAGAAUAAGCGCGCGAUGGGUUCCUGUGAUUUUAGUGGCGCGGCUUUCGUAGUCAGCCAACCACCAAGGUUUGGUCAGUGCGAAUUUCCAACUGGGUAUUGAAGAUUGUAAAGACUGAAGACAUAAUGUGGCUACUAAUUGACGAUUUGGGUCGUGCUUUGGGGAAUGAUUAGAGCUUUUAUUUAUUGUAGCUAUUUUUUUUUAUUAUAUUUUUUGGUGGACUAAAGUACUACUAAUUAACUGUGGUGGAGUAGUUGUGUGUCUCGGGGUGAUUAGAUGACUCGUCUUUGUAAUUAAGUCGUUCCACAUGGUAUGUUAUAUUCCAAUUUUCAAUGUUUAUUCGCCUCCCAUUA